ACCAGUAGAAAGCCAGCCGCAGCCUCAGCACCAGCACCAGCACCAGCCUCAGCCUCAGCCUCGGCCUCAGAACCAGCCUCAGCCUCACAUCAGCAUGUGGCCAAACAGUAUCUUGGUCCUCACAGUGCUCCUCAUUUCCUCUACUCUGGUAACUGGAGGUGGAGUCAAAGGCGCUGAAAAUGGAGUUUGCCCGCCGGACAAUGUCCGCUGCAUCAGGGGAGAGGAUCCCCAGUGUCACAAUGACAACGACUGUAAGGAUCAGAAGAUUUGUUGCUACUGGCACUGUGGCUUCAAAUGUGUGCAGCCGGUGAAAGACAGCUGGGAACAAUGGAGCCCUCAGGAGUGAGGUGUGAUACCUCAUAAAAAAGGCCUCAGAGCACUGCAUCCACUAUGUAAGGACACAGCAAGAAGGUACAAAAAAACAGAACCAGGCCUUUCUAGAUACUGAAUCCCUGGGCACCUUGAUCUUGGACUUCCCAGCUUCCAGAACUCUGAGAAAUAAAUAUUGUUUAUAGGCCACUCAGUCUGUGGUAAUUUGUUACAUUGGUCCAAGUAGACUAACACAACUUAAUAGUUUAAAAGUCCUUGUUCAACAUUAUAUAUGUGUAUAUACAUACAUAUAUAUAUGUGCACAUAUAUACAUAUAUAUGCAUGUAUAUGAGUGUGUGUGCAUACACACAUAAAUGCUUCUGGAAAUAUACAUAAAUUUUUUGGGGAAAAAAACUAUAAAACUUUAUUAAAUGACAUUUUUAAAGAUCUGAAUAAACAGGAUAAGUCUGUC
Molecule: messenger RNA, 781 nt
Organism: Rattus norvegicus (Norway rat)
Lineage: Eukaryota; Metazoa; Chordata; Mammalia; Rodentia; Muridae
Gene: Wfdc12
Product: WAP four-disulfide core domain 12
Exons: 3
Coding region: 95-346 (83 amino acids)
Cellular component (GO): extracellular region
Molecular function (GO): peptidase inhibitor activity
Source: RefSeq, marked validated